CCAAAGAGAGGGGCUGGGCAGGGGUUCGCAGCUCCGCGGCAGCCAUGGCGUACAACGGCCUCACGGUGACUCUCAUUGUGAUGAGCGUGAUCUGGGGCUUUGUCGGCUUCUGCGUGCCCUGGUUUAUCCCUAAGGGUCCCAACCGGGGAGUUAUCAUCACCAUGUUGGUAACCUGUUCAGUUUGCUGCUAUCUCUUUUGGCUGAUUGCAAUUCUGGCCCAACUCAACCCUCUCUUUGGACCACAGUUGAAAAAUGAAACCAUCUGGUACCUCAAGUAUCACUGGCCUUGAGGAGGAAGACCUGCUCUCCAGCGCUCAGUCAUUGAGGUCACGAAGAGAAUUCCUCUAGAUGCAAAAUCAACUCGAAACCCAGACCGCCUUCUUUGACUUCCCUAUUUUGGCCAUCAGCUGCCUUAAACAUUCACACCAUAUUUGAAUAUCUUAUUUUACAAUGCAGUAUUUUUUCCUGUUGCCUUUUUUUACAUUUUGAUGAAUUAUGUGACUACUUAACCUAAACUGUGCUGACUCCAUAAAAUGUUUAUGCACUCUUCUGAGAUGGAGGGUGCUAUUCUUCUGAGAAAUACAUUGCUCUCUCCUUGGAACCUGUGAAUUUGAAGAUGACUCCUGCCUGGUCACAACAUGGGAAUCAGCAAAGUGUUUAAAAACUGUCACAAGACAAGGCAGUCAGUAGGAGAGCAUGUUCAGAGGGAAUAUCUGUCCCAACAGAAUUACACCAAAGUAUAUUUUCAGGAUGACUUUCUUAUUUCUGCCGUCUCCUGGAGUAAAUUAUUUUUCAGCUUUCUGUGGAAAAAUAAAAAAAAUAAAAUAAAAUCUAAAAAAAGAGAAAUCAACUAUAGAGGAAAUUUUGGAAAUUUACAAGUAUCUGAAAAUGUAAUUGAGUAUCCAACUGGUCAGAGAAGAAAUUGAAAGUAUAAUAAAUACUUUGAGAUGAAUCAAAAUGAAGAUACAACAGACCAAAACUAUGGGAUGCAUCAAAACAGUAGCUAGUUGAAAAUGUGUAGCUAUAAAUACCUAUAUCAAGGAAAGAUCUCAAGGGCACCUGGAUGGCUCAGUGGUUGAGCAUCUGCCUUUGGCUCACAGUCUUGGGAUUGAGUCCCACAUCAGGCUCCCCAGCAGGGAGCCUGCUUCUCCCUCUGCCUAUAUCUGUGCCUCUCUCUCUGUGUCUCUCAUGAAUAAAUAAACUUAAAAAUCUUAAAAAAAAAACCUCUCAAAUUUAGUGGCUUAACCUUUCACCUUAAUGCACUUGAAAAAAAGAACAAAACCUAAAGUAAACAGAAGAAAGUAAAUAAAGAUUAGAACUAAGUAAAUGAAGGACAACAGAAAGACAACAGAGAAAUCAGUGAAACCAAAGGUUCUUUUUUUUUUAAAGGUCAGCAACUUGACGUCUUUAGCUAGAUUGACUAAAAUAAAAAAAAAAGAAAUGACAAAUUAUUAAAAUCAGGAAUGAAAAGGGACAUUACUAGCAAACUUAUAGUAAUUAAAAUAAAAAAAACUAUAGGGGAAUGCUAUAAACAAUUCUGUGCCAAUAAAUUAGGUAAUUUAGGUUAAAUAGACAAAUUCCUAGAAAGACAAACUACCAAAACUGAUUCAAGAAGAAAUAUAAAUCUGAAUAAUAGACCUAUAACAAGAAAUUGAAUUGGUGUUAAGAAAAAUAUACCCACAAAGAAAAAAGCCUGGACCCAGAUGGGUUCAUUGUGAAUUCUACCAAAUAUUCAAAAGAAGAAUUAAUAUCAUUCUUUAUAGACUUUUCCAAAAAAAGUAGAAAAGAUUGAAACCCUUCCCAACUCAUUCCAUCAGGCUAGUAUUAUCCUGAUACAAAAACUAGGAAAAACAGCAAGAAAGUUAAGGAUUAAUAUCUCCUAUGAAUAUAGAUGCAAAAAUCCUCAACAAAAUACUAAUAAGCUAAAUCCAGUCAUGUAUAGAGAAGGUUAUACAUCAUGAUCAAGUGAGAUUUACCUCAGGAAUGCAAGACUGAUUUAACAUUCAAAAAUUAUUAUGUAAUAUAUUCCAUCAAUAGAAUUAAGAUAAAAACCACAUAAUCAUAUCAAGAUGCAGAAAAAUACUUGUCAGAAUUCAACGCCUCUUCACGAUGAAAGCACUCAAUAAAGUAGGAAUAGGAAGAAACAUGUUCAACUUGACAAGUCACCAACAGAAACACCUCACAGCUAACAUACUUAAAAGGCAAAGAAUGAGUGCUUUCUUCCUAACUCAGAAAGAAGGCAAGAAUGUCUGCUCUCGGGGCACCUGGUGGUUCAGUGGACGAGCGUCUGCCUUCGGCUCAGGUCAUGAUCCUGGGGUCCUGGGAUUGUGUCCCACAUCUGGGUUCCCAUGGGGAGUCUGCU
Molecule: messenger RNA, 2362 nt
Organism: Nyctereutes procyonoides (raccoon dog)
Lineage: Eukaryota; Metazoa; Chordata; Mammalia; Carnivora; Canidae
Product: V-type proton ATPase subunit e 1-like
Exons: 1
Coding region: 45-290 (81 amino acids)
Biological process (GO): proton transmembrane transport
Cellular component (GO): proton-transporting V-type ATPase, V0 domain
Molecular function (GO): proton-transporting ATPase activity, rotational mechanism
Source: RefSeq, a predicted model, not a curated record